Molecule: messenger RNA, 195 nt
Organism: Saitoella complicata NRRL Y-17804
Lineage: Eukaryota; Fungi; Ascomycota; Saitoellomycetes; Saitoellales; Saitoellaceae
Product: translation machinery associated TMA7
Exons: 3
Coding region: 1-195 (64 amino acids)
Source: RefSeq, a predicted model, not a curated record
AUGUCGUCUCGUCAAGGAGGAAAGCUCAAGCCCCUCAAGGCCCCCAAGAAGAAGGAGCAGGACUAUGAUGACGAGGAUCUCGCGUUCAAGAAGAAGCAGAUGGAGGAUGCGAAGAAGUUGAAGGACAUGCAGAACCAGGCCAAGAAGGGUGGUCCUCUUAUCGGUGGUGGUAUCAAGAAGUCCGGAAAGAAAUAA